AAAGACAGAGGAGGCUUGUUUUGCGUGUGGGUGAGUUGUGAGGCUGCGUCGGCAAAUAAUGUUGAGUGGUGGUGGUGGCUGCUCUCGUCUUUCCACUCGACUUCGAGACUCCAACAUCAACCGGCUCCACCUCAACCUCCACCGCCCGCAGCUUGGCUUCGGCUUCGGCUUCGUCUUUGUCUUGGGCUUAGGGUCUUACAACACCAGAAUCGCCCACCGCCGCCGCUGCCCCUGCCCUCCACCUCUCAAACCCCUAUCCUUAUCGUCUGCCGUCCCUCACUCUCACUCUCACACACAGACUCACACAAGGGGGUUUCCUUUUUCCUCCAUCCUUCCUUGUUCUAAGUUGUCCUCCUCCAACAUUACCGCCCUCUCCCAUUGUUUUAGCCAACGAGAAGAUGAACGCGAGCUUCCCCACGAAGGAUUGCCCUCUGUCGCAGGAGGAAUAGUCGCACUGGGAAAAUUCGAUGCCCUUCACAUUGGUCAUCGAGAACUUGCGAUUCAAGCAUCCAAAGUCGGACCUCCGUUCCUUUUGUCAUUUGUUGGAAUGGCUGAAGUACUGGGUUGGGAACCAAGAGCUCCCAUAGUUGCGAAAUGUGAUCGCAAACGGGUUCUUUCCUCUUGGGCCCCGUACUGUGGUGACAUGGCACCUGCAGAGUUUCAGAUUGAAUUUUCAAGUGUUCGACGUCUAACACCAAGGCAAUUUGUUGAGAAAUUAGUGAAAGAGCUUGGAGUGCGUGGGGUUGUUGCAGGUGAAAACUACCGAUUUGGAUACAAAGCUGCGGGUGAUGCGACAGAGCUGGUGAGGUUGUGUGAAGAGUAUGGCAUUGAGGCAUAUAUCAUAAAUUCUGUUAUGGACAAGAACGAAUACUCCAUAAAUAUACAGUCGAGUGAUUUGAAAGACAGAGGACAAGUCUCCUCUACUCGCGUUCGCCGUGCCCUAGCUGUGGGAGAUAUGAAGUAUGUCUCACAACUGUUGGGUCGGCAGCAUCGUCUGAUAAUGAGUACUGCAAAGGACCAGGAAGGAUUUGCUGGCAGCAAACACAAGUUGUCAGUUCCAAAGUCUGGUUUGUUAAAUCUGGCUCCAAAGGAGGGUCUAUACGAGAAGUGUUAUCUUUGUAGUGGGGAGGAUGAUGACCUAGCAUCAUCCUGCAGGGUGGUGGUUGACACGGGGUACGUCCAUAUAGAAAUGGAUGAUGAGGUAGACGUAGGCGUAUGUAAUAGAGUUGGUACACAGGACUUGAGGCUCUUACGUAUUGAAUUUGGUGAUUCGCAAUCUUGAGUAUGUUUAAAUGAUUUGAUUUUCA
Messenger RNA from Pyrus x bretschneideri (Chinese white pear), 1307 nucleotides. RefSeq names its product FAD synthetase 2, chloroplastic. Gene Ontology annotation, biological process: C-terminal protein methylation; riboflavin biosynthetic process. Bases 59 to 1282 code for a protein of 407 amino acids. The transcript has 5 exons. Gene Ontology annotation, cellular component: endoplasmic reticulum. Gene Ontology annotation, molecular function: protein C-terminal S-isoprenylcysteine carboxyl O-methyltransferase activity; FMN adenylyltransferase activity. Lineage: Eukaryota; Viridiplantae; Streptophyta; Magnoliopsida; Rosales; Rosaceae. The record is from RefSeq and is a predicted model, not a curated record.